Molecule: messenger RNA, 1925 nt
Organism: Marmota monax (woodchuck)
Lineage: Eukaryota; Metazoa; Chordata; Mammalia; Rodentia; Sciuridae
Product: UDP-glucuronosyltransferase 2B15
Exons: 6
Coding region: 45-1637 (530 amino acids)
Molecular function (GO): UDP-glycosyltransferase activity
Source: RefSeq, a predicted model, not a curated record
AAAGAAGAGCUGCUAAUGUGAAAGAAGCAUUACAUUGCACUAAGAUGUCUGUGAAAAGGAACUUGGUUCUUCUGCUGAUACAACUGAUGUGUUACUUUAGUUCUGGAAGCUGUGGAAAAGUGCUGGUGUGGCCCACAGAAUACAGCCAUUGGAUCAACAUAAAGACCAUCCUGGAUGAACUUCUCCAGAGAGGUCAUGAGGUGACUGUUCUGACAUCCACAGCUUCCAUUCUUAUUAAUCUGAACACAACAUCGGCUAUUAAUUUUGAGGUUUAUCCUGCACCUUCAAGAGAACAACAUUUGGAAGAAAGUUUCUCCAAAUGGAUCCAUGAAUGGAUUUAUGAUAUUUCAAAAGAUGACUUUUGGGAAUUUUAUUCAUUAGUGCAAAAAAUUUUCAAGGAAUAUUCCAAUACAAUUGAACAACUCUGCAGAAAUGUAGUUUUCAACAAGAAACUUAUGAUGAAACUACACAAAUCAAAAUUUGAUGUUGUUCUUGCGGAUGCUAUUGGUCCCUGUGGUGAGCUGCUGGCUGAGCUACUUAAAAUACCAUUUAUAUACACUCUCCGCUGCACUUUUGGCUACACAUAUGAAAAGUACAGUGGGGAACUUACAGUCCCUCCCUCCUAUGUGCCUAUUAUUAUGUCAGAAUUAAGUGAUCAUAUGACAUUCAGGGAGAGGAUUAAAAACACAAUGUAUGUGCUUUAUUUUGAUUUUUGGUUCCAGACAUUUGAUGUGAAGAAAUGGAAUCAGUUUUAUAGUGAAGCUCUAGGGAGACCCACUACAAUAUAUAAUACAAUAGGGAAAGCUGACUUUUGGCUUAUUGGAACCUAUUGGGAUUUAGAAUUUCCUAGUCCACUCUUACCAAAUUUUGACUUUGUUGGAGGACUCCAUUGUAAACCUGCCAAACCCCUCCCUAAAGAAAUGGAAGAAUUUGUACAGAGUUCUGGAGAAAAUGGUAUUGUGGUGUUUUCUCUGGGGUCAAUGGUCCCUAACACGCCAGAAGAGAAAGCCAAUAUAAUUGCAUUUGCCCUUGCACAGAUUCCACAAAAGGUCAUAUGGAGAUUUAAUGGCAAGAAGCCAGAUAAAUUAGGACCCAACACUCAGAUAUACGAAUGGAUCCCCCAGAAUGACCUUCUUGGUCAUCCAAAAACAAAAGCUUUUAUAACUCAUGGUGGAACCAAUGGCAUCUAUGAGGCAAUCUACCAUGGGAUCCCUAUGGUGGGCAUUCCUUUGUUUGCAGAUCAACCUGAUAACAUUGCUCAUGUGAAGGCCAAGGGAGCAGCUAUUAGAUUGGACUACAGAACACUGACAAGUGCAGAUCUUCUCAAGGCCUUGAGGAUGGUUAUUAAUGACCCUUUAUAUAAAGAGAAUGCUAUGAAGUUAUCAAGAAUUCAACAUGAUCAGCCAGUGAAGCCUCUGGAUCCAGCUGUCUUCUGGAUUGAGUAUGUCAUGUGCCACAAAGGAGCUAAACACCUCCGGGUUGCUGUCCAUGACCUCUCCUGGUUCCAGUACUACUCUUUGGAUGUGAUUGGGUUCCUUCUGGCCUGUGUGGAAACUGGGAUAUUCAUCAUCAGUAAAUGCUGUCUGUUUUGUUUCCAGAUGUUUUUUAAAUCGGGAAAGAAGAAAAAAAGGAAGUAAUUGUACCUAGGCCUGAAGCUGGGAAUCCUGAUAAAUGGCUCCUCCUGUUAACUUCCACAAGAGGAGGCUGUAUCGCUAGGUUUCUUACUUUUGCUAACAACUUUUCACAUAUCACUUUGUCAAGUCAAAUUUUGUCUCCAUAAAAUUCACUCCCUGUGUAAAAUACAGAAGUAUUUCAGUUCAAGGAACAACUAUUAGAGGAAAUAAAAUUAAACCAAAAGUUUAUGUUGCUAUUUAUGAUUCUAGUUUUGUAGCUUUAACUUCUCUGAAUAAAGCCUUCACUAAUUA